CCCCGGCCCCCCGCUGCCCCAGUGCAGUUCGGCGACUGCCUGUACAUCGCGGUGAACGGGGACGGCGCGGAGGGCGAGGACGACCUGCGCAGGACGCUGUACGUGCUGCGGCGCCUGGUCGAGGCGCACUUCGGGCUGGUCACCCUCGACUCCCGCCUGCUGCGCAAGGAGCUGCGGCCGGCGGACUCGGAGCAGCGCAGCCGCGUGUGGGCCCUGCUGCGGAGCCUGCUCCAGACCUACAUCCGCCUGCGGGACGAGGACCAGAGCUUCGCCGUGGAGGCGGUGGAGCGGCUGAUCCACCCGCAGCUGUGCGAGCAGUGCAUCGAGGUCCUGGAGCGCCAGGUGGUGCAGCACAUCAACAGCUGCGCGGAGCGCGGCAGCACCGAGGUGGCCCACGCCUUUCUGCUGGUGCACACCAAGCUGCUGGCCUUCUACUCCAGCCGCAACGCCAGCUCCGUCCGCCCGGCUGACCUGCUGGCCCUCAUCCUCAUCGUGCAGGACCUGUUCCCCAGCUGCAGCGGGGAGGAGGAGCCCGCCUCCCAGCCUGCAACAGCGGGCCUGACUCCCCCGAGGCCGAAGAGCAGCGAGAGCAUCCCUGUGCAGAGCCUUGGAGCCGCCGAGACAAAGGCAGGGGAGCAGGAGGGCAACGGCGAUGACCUCUCCACAGCCGAGGAGUUCUACACGCCCCAGCCCUCGCCUGGCGGCCGCAGCUCAGGAAGCGAGAGCUGGUCAGAGAGCAUCGAGCUGCCGAGCUCUGCAGAAGCAGAUGCUGCAGACGUCCAGAUGGCAGAGGACUCACUCCAGGCCCUGGCACCCCCCAUGCCCGACGCCACCAACCCUCGGAGGAUCUUCCUGGACACCAACCUGCGGGAGGGCUACUGCCCCAUGCUGCCCCACACCAUACACUGCCUACUGCUCUGGCCUGGCAUCUGCCUCGUGCUGCUGGCCAAGGGCCCCAGCACGCCCGUCGCCCUGACCCUGUCCCAGCUGCUGGAUGGGCUCCUGGUGCUGGAAAAGAAGCUGCGGGAAGGGCCAGACAUGGUGCCCAGCCCGCGGUCCCACCCGUUCCUGGGUGACCUGCGGCAUCGCAUGGACAAGUUCGUGAAGAAGCUGGGUGGGCCGGGCACCCAGCUGCAGAACGCCUGGCUGGAGUUCAAGAGCAAAGCCUUCUCUCGCCACGAGCCCGCCAGCUCCCAGGAGCUUCUGCAGGUGCUGGGGGGCGUGCGGCACCAGCUCUGCUCCCUCUACCGCCAGUUCUUCCUGAACCCCCUGGCCGCCCCAGGCCUGCCGCAGGGCCUGCUGGACCGGGCGCAGCGCCUGCUGCAGGAGAAGUUGCUGGACUGGAAGGACUUCUUGCUGGUAAAGAGCCGGCGCAACAUCACCAUGGUCUCAUACCUGGAGGACUUCCCCGGGCUGGUGCACUUCAUCUACGUGGACCGCGCGGCUGGGCAGAUGGUGGCCCCCUCGCUUGGCGUGGCCGAGAAAGCUGCCUCGGAGCUGGGCCGGGGCGAGCUGCCCGCCUUCAUCAAGAGCAAGGUCUGGUCCCUGAUUGCGCUGGCGCGGCGCUACCUACAGAAGGGCUACACCACGCUGGUGCUGCGGGACGGCGACUACUACUGCUCCUACUUCCUCUGGUUCGAGAACGAGCUGGGCUACAAGCUGGAGGUGAUGGAGGUCCCGGUGCUCUCCGAUGACUCUGCUCCCAUCGGGAUGCUGACGGGCGACUACUACAGGAAGCUGCUGCGCUACUACAGCAAGAACCAGCAGGCCGAGGCGGUGAAGUGCUACGAGCUGCUGACGCUGCACCUGGGCGUCCUGCCCCCCGAGCUGGUGGUCCAGCAGGCUGCCGACCUGGCCCGGCGCCUCUGGGAGCCCUCCCGCAUCCCGCUGCUCUGAGCCGGGUCCUGCGGCUGCCACGGCACCACGCCCCCACC
This is a messenger RNA of Alligator sinensis (Chinese alligator), 1934 nucleotides long. It is a transcript of the gene HPS1, whose product is annotated as HPS1, biogenesis of lysosomal organelles complex 3 subunit 1. The transcript has 16 exons. Gene Ontology annotation, molecular function: guanyl-nucleotide exchange factor activity. The record is from RefSeq and is a predicted model, not a curated record. Gene Ontology annotation, cellular component: BLOC-3 complex. The annotation marks the transcript as partial. NCBI's taxonomy places the organism in Eukaryota, Metazoa, Chordata, Crocodylia, Alligatoridae. Gene Ontology annotation, biological process: vesicle-mediated transport; melanosome assembly.